CCCUGGGAAGCAGACCAUACACUUUCAACUAGGCGUAUCUUUAUCUUCAGCAAGAUAAUGCGAUGCCCUCUUUACUCUCGGCGCUCAGCCGUAUCAGCUCGGAGUGUCUGAAGUUUCCUGUUGCAAUCAACGUCGUGGUAGAAAGGCUUUAAAAACACUUUGGGACGGGAGCGUCCCGGACAGAAAAAGAGUACUUUCAAACUAGACUAGUGUGAACGAACUACCAUGACUGCAAAUAUCUAUCCCGACGCUUACGUACAAGGCAAUGACUGGAUAAAAGAUGCAAACCUCGCCGCAUUGAUGAGGACAACAUUUACAAAACCUUCUAUUCAGUGUGAAGAGAUCCUUGAUAUUGGUUGCGGUACGGGGGACUUCACAAGUGAUGUGCUACUGCCCAGGCAUCAUUCUUGCAGCAAGAUUGUAGCUGUUGACGUAUUAUCAACCAUGGUGGACUACGCGAAAAAAAAUCACGGACACUCACGUAUCUGCUACGAGGUCCUUGAUGUAACCUCGCCGGACGUUUCCCUAUUUCUGGAGAAACAUGGAAAGUUUGACCGGAUUUACUCUUUCUUCUGUCUGCAUUGGGUCAGAGACCAGGAAGCGGCUUUCACGAACAUCGGAAGGCUUUUGAAAGAGGAUGGAGAAUGUCUACUUUUGCUCUUGGCUCCAUUUUGUCUGUAUGAAGUAUGGCUAGAGAUGGCCGGAUUGGAACGUUGGAAAGACAUAAUUAGUCAGGACCCCAAAGAUCUUUUCCCAGACAUCUGGCACUGCGAUCCGUCACCCAGCCUGAGCGACCUUGAGAAGUCUCUACGGAAACUGAUUGUCGACGCAGGAAUGAAAACCCUCGGAUGCGAGGUUUACUCAACAGACGCCGGCUAUAGCAGCCUUGGAGACGUACUGGCCUUGCUUGUUCCAAUCGUUUUGGUGAAGUCGGGCACAUCAGAGGAGGAGGCAUCGAGCAUGAGAAGCGAACUGUCGUCGAGGCUGAUGAAGAAAUCAAGGAUGGCGCCUCCUGGUUGGAGCGUCCCCGUCGAUAUAUUUCUUUUCCACACGCAGAAGGUUCUUUAAGACGCUUCUACGGGUAUGUAAACCUAUGUGAGAUAUUAUAAAGUACUUUUUUGGGUGAUUAUAGGCA
Messenger RNA from Ixodes scapularis (black-legged tick), 1135 nucleotides. Its product is annotated as juvenile hormone acid O-methyltransferase. Lineage: Eukaryota; Metazoa; Arthropoda; Arachnida; Ixodida; Ixodidae. Bases 226 to 1068 code for a protein of 280 amino acids. The record is from RefSeq and is a predicted model, not a curated record. Gene Ontology annotation, molecular function: S-adenosylmethionine-dependent methyltransferase activity. The transcript has 3 exons.